AUGAUCAGUACAAAGAAGCUAAUUAAAAUGGCGAGGAAGUGGCAAAAACUAGCAGCUGCGAGCAGGAGAAGAAUUUCCUGGUCAAGAAAAGUCGCAGAAAAGGGUCACUUUGUCGUCUACACAAGUGAUAGCAGACGAUUUAUGAUUCCUUUGACGUAUCUUAAAAGUGAGAUUUUCAUGGAGCUUUUUAGAAUGUCAAAGGAAGAGUUUGGAGUAGCAGCUUCAGGGCACAUUAUGUUGCCCUGUGAUUCAAGUUUCUUGGAGUAUGCAAUAUCUAUGAUCCAGAGACAUGUAGCUAAGGAUUUGGAAAUGGCACUGAUUAUGUCCUUGAACACCUGCAGAUAUUCCGUAUUGUUAAAUGACCUUCAAGAACAAUAUAACCAACAAAUGUUGAUUUGUAGUUUUUAAUACUAACAUUACUUAGUCUUAUGUACAUUAUAGAUAGUUCAUAGUUGUACAAUUUGAUAAGAGAAAUUGAAUAGAAGUCCCAGAAGAAUGUUAAAUAUAACAGUCUGCUUGUGUUAGUUCUUUGUAAUACA
Molecule: messenger RNA, 539 nt
Organism: Amaranthus tricolor (Joseph's coat)
Lineage: Eukaryota; Viridiplantae; Streptophyta; Magnoliopsida; Caryophyllales; Amaranthaceae
Product: auxin-responsive protein SAUR64-like
Exons: 1
Coding region: 1-408 (135 amino acids)
Biological process (GO): response to auxin
Source: RefSeq, a predicted model, not a curated record